ACCUCGUGUCUUUCCUCUCUGCAACAAGACUCCACCCUUUCUCUGUUCCUUCUCUGCUCAAUUCACGGGAGGAGAAAGAAAGAAAAACAAUCCUAAAGUUUCAAUAUUUAAAACUCUUUCAGCUCACACGAAAAUAAGACAACAAAACAAUGGCUUUCGAAAAGAUCAAGGUUGCCAACCCCAUCGUUGAAAUGGACGGAGAUGAAAUGACCAGAAUUUUCUGGCAAUCAAUAAAGGAUAAGCUUAUUUUCCCCUUUGUGGAGUUGGAUAUCAAGUAUUUUGACCUUGGUCUCCCUCACCGUGAUGCCACUGAUGAUAAAGUCACUGUUGAAAGUGCCGAAGCUGCUCUUAAGUACAACGUAGCAAUCAAGUGUGCAACUAUUACUCCAGAUGAAGAUCGUGUCAAGGAGUUUAAUUUGAAGCAGAUGUGGAAGAGUCCAAAUGGAACAAUCAGGAACAUUUUGAAUGGCACUGUCUUCAGAGAACCAAUUAUUUGCAAAAACAUCCCCCGCCUUGUCCCAGGUUGGACAAAGCCAAUUUGCAUUGGAAGACAUGCUUUUGGCGAUCAAUAUCGAGCAACUGAUGCAGUUAUCAAAGGAGCUGGCAAGCUCAAGCUAGUUUUUGUGCCAGAAGGACAGGAUGAGAAGACUGAGUUGGAGGUUUACAACUUUACAGGUGCUGGUGGGGUGGCGUUGUCCAUGUAUAACACUGAUGAGUCCAUCCGUGCUUUUGCCGAGGCUUCCAUGAACACUGCUUACCAGAAGAAGUGGCCACUUUAUCUCAGCACAAAAAAUACCAUUCUUAAGAAGUAUGAUGGAAGAUUCAAGGACAUCUUUCAAGAAGUCUACGAGGCCAACUGGAAAUCAAAGUAUGAGGCUGCAGGAAUAUGGUAUGAACACCGACUCAUUGAUGAUAUGGUUGCUUAUGCUCUUAAGAGUGAAGGCGGUUAUGUAUGGGCAUGCAAAAACUAUGAUGGAGAUGUGCAGAGUGAUUUCUUGGCCCAAGGUUUUGGAUCUCUUGGCUUGAUGACCUCUGUCUUGGUGUGCCCAGAUGGAAAGACUAUAGAGGCUGAAGCAGCCCAUGGCACAGUUACUCGGCAUUACAGGGUUCACCAGAAAGGUGGUGAAACCAGCACAAACAGUAUUGCCUCUAUUUUUGCUUGGUCAAGAGGACUUGCCCACAGGGCAAAGUUGGAUGACAAUGCCAGACUCUUGGAUUUCACUGAGAAACUAGAGGCAGCCUGUAUCGGUGCUGUGGAGUCUGGCAAGAUGACCAAGGAUCUCGCUCUGCUGAUCCAUGGAUCUAAGGUUAGUAGGGGCCAUUACCUCAAUACCGAGGAGUUCAUUGAUGCUGUGGCAGAGGAGCUGAAAGCCAGACUUUCUAUCAAGGCAUAAGUUUCGAAACCAAUAGAGAUCUUAAUUGAGGUGCUGGUGUCGUUUACAGGACUGCGCAUCCAAACUGAGCUGUGAAGGUAAUAAAGGAGAGGGAAAGAUGGAAGAGUAGGGAACUCAUGAAUUUAAACAACUCAGCUUUAUUUUCUUCUUUCCAGUCUCUUGUUUGAUUCUAUUCAAUAUCAUUUCAACUGUAAUUUUUGUUGCCGACUAGUUCACUGCAAGGCGGCUCAUAAUCUCAAAUCUCUGCUUACUCGAUGGCUAUGUCGAAGAUUGCUUUUAUUUUUAUAUAUAUACACAUAUUCUGUUUUGAGUUAA
This is a messenger RNA of Populus euphratica (Euphrates poplar), 1709 nucleotides long. RefSeq names its product isocitrate dehydrogenase [NADP]. Gene Ontology annotation, biological process: NADP+ metabolic process; isocitrate metabolic process. The coding region runs from base 150 to 1394 and encodes 414 amino acids. The record is from RefSeq and is a predicted model, not a curated record. Gene Ontology annotation, molecular function: isocitrate dehydrogenase (NADP+) activity; NAD binding; magnesium ion binding. The transcript has 16 exons. Lineage: Eukaryota; Viridiplantae; Streptophyta; Magnoliopsida; Malpighiales; Salicaceae. Gene Ontology annotation, cellular component: mitochondrion.